This is a messenger RNA of Miniopterus natalensis, 310 nucleotides long. RefSeq names its product G protein subunit gamma 13 (gene GNG13). Gene Ontology annotation, biological process: sensory perception of taste; phospholipase C-activating G protein-coupled receptor signaling pathway. Gene Ontology annotation, molecular function: G-protein beta-subunit binding. NCBI's taxonomy places the organism in Eukaryota, Metazoa, Chordata, Mammalia, Chiroptera, Miniopteridae. Gene Ontology annotation, cellular component: heterotrimeric G-protein complex. The record is from RefSeq and is a predicted model, not a curated record.
GGAGGGAGCAUCUGGGGGCUAUUGCAGGCUAGCAUCUCUAUUGCUUCUUCCUGUGCCCUCCAGCCCCAGGCUGGCCACUUCCGAAGCCCCCGACCCCAUGGAGGAGUGGGACGUGCCCCAGAUGAAGAAGGAGGUCGAGAGCCUCAAGUACCAGCUGGCCUUCAAAAGGGAGAUGUCAUCCAAGACCAUCCCUGAGCUCCUCAAGUGGAUCGAGGAUGGGAUCCCCAAGGACCCCUUCCUGAACCCUGACCUCAUGAAGAACAACCCGUGGGUGGAGAAGGGCAAGUGUGCCAUCCUGUGAGACCCCCAC